AAUUAUUAAUUAUGAGGAACCAGAGUAAUUAUUGAAGAGAAGCAAUCAAUCUGCGCUCUGUGCUGCCCAAAAUCAGACUGAGACAAUGGAGCUUCACUUUCACUCCAUUGUAAUGGCUUGUAUGAUAUCACCAUUACUAUUUCUUGCCACUGUAACUGCUGUAAAGGGUCCUCUGAAUUUCAUUGUGGUGGGCGAUUGGGGUAGAAAGGGCUUGUUCAAUCAGUCCCAAGUGGCUGCACAGAUGGCCAUGAUGGCAAACAGGUUGCAGAUAGAUUUUGUCAUAUCAACCGGGGACAAUUUCUACGAAGAUGGCUUGACUGGAACACAAGACUCAAGCUUUGAGGAAUCCUUCUCUUCCAUUUAUACUGCCAGUAGCCUGCAGAAGCCAUGGCAUCUGGUACUUGGCAACCACGACUACAGAGGAGAUACAUUGGCACAAUUGGACCCUGAUCUGAAACGCCGCGAUUCUCGAUGGAAUUGUUAUAGGACUUCUAUUCUUAAGCAGAAUUUGCCACCAUCAUGUAAAGGAACAAAAUGCUCAUUUGUUCAUUUUUUCUUCAUCGAUACAACUCCUUUUGUGGAUCACUACUGGAACAGCACUAAGCACCAAUAUGAUUGGAGACAGGUUUCGCCUCAGAAACGCUAUGUGAAGAAGCAAUUGAAGGGCCUGAACAAUGCCUUAAAAGUUUCACAAGCAACUUGGAAAAUAGUGGUAGGCCAUCAUCCCAUACGAAGUAUUGGGGAACAUGGUGACACAAUCGAGCUUAAGGAGCAACUACUACCAAUCCUUGAGGCCAACCAAGUAGAUCUAUAUGUCAACGGACACGACCAUUGUUUGCAGGAUUUUACAAGCGAUAAAAGCUCCCUUCAUUUUGUAACUAGUGGGGGUGGUUCCAAAGCAUGGGGAGGAGUAGACCUAAAUUCAAACAGUGAAGGACUGCAGUUCUUUUAUCCAGGCCAAGGAUUCAUGUCCAUGCAAAUUACACCAGUCUUUCUUAAAGCAGUAUUUUAUGACAUCAAAGGAAAUUCCCUUCAUGACUUCAGUCUAACAAAGAGCUAGUAUACAAGGAUCAUUAUACUUUGUUAUGUUCUAAAUAAAUAGACUGAUAGCAUAUGUUCAGAUGCUUUUUAUAAGCAUCAAAUCAGGGCAAAAGGAUCCUUACAUAUAAAGAUUUAAGAUUUGCAAAGAUUUGCAGUUUUUCCUCUGCUUCCGUAUAUAUGAAAAAAUUCUCAUCUGCA
Messenger RNA from Cryptomeria japonica (Japanese cedar), 1239 nucleotides. RefSeq names its product purple acid phosphatase 3. The record is from RefSeq and is a predicted model, not a curated record. The transcript is spliced from 6 exons. The coding region runs from base 86 to 1060 and encodes 324 amino acids. Lineage: Eukaryota; Viridiplantae; Streptophyta; Pinopsida; Cupressales; Cupressaceae. Gene Ontology annotation, molecular function: ferrous iron binding; ferric iron binding; acid phosphatase activity.